UGUGUCUAAGUACAAGGAAGGACAUCUGGUUAUCUUCAAUUGCUGCAAAAAUUAAUCCACAGCAGAAAAGCCACAGACUAACAAAAACUGUAAUAUCAGGCAUGACACCUCUGCCAAACAUCAAGCUUUGUCCCUACUGUGAGGUCAAGCUUGGUCCCUACUGCCAAGACAAUAAAUUACAGAAAAUACCUCCAGAAAUAUCCAAACUGAAAAGGAUCCAGAAGUUAAAUUUGUCAAUCAAUAAUUUCACACAUUUUCCUGUUGACCUGUGCCAAUGUCCUCUGGAGGAGCUGGAUAUGAGCCAGACAAGUGGGGAAAAGUUAACAAGACUUCCAGAAGAGGUGUCUCAUAUGACUCAACUUAAAAUGCUCAACAUCUCGAACAAUGCCAUCAAAGAUAUUAUCCUUUGUGUCUUUAAAAGUUCUACAGAGCCUAGAUCUCAGAGAUUUUCAAAACUGAACAAAUUCAAGUUUGAGAACAUGGAUCAAGAAACAGAGAAAAUCUUAGAGAAGAUAUUCAACAUAGUUGCCAACAGUAUAACUGAAGCAAAUUUUAAAUUUUUGCAACAAAAAUUAAACAUGGCAAGCUCAGAACAUAACAUCACUGUAAGGCCGUAA
This is a messenger RNA of Mastomys coucha (southern multimammate mouse), 617 nucleotides long. RefSeq names its product leucine rich repeats and death domain containing 1 (gene Lrrd1). Lineage: Eukaryota; Metazoa; Chordata; Mammalia; Rodentia; Muridae. The record is from RefSeq and is a predicted model, not a curated record.